Molecule: messenger RNA, 2724 nt
Organism: Calidris pugnax (ruff)
Lineage: Eukaryota; Metazoa; Chordata; Aves; Charadriiformes; Scolopacidae
Product: toll-like receptor 13
Exons: 2
Biological process (GO): immune response; inflammatory response; toll-like receptor signaling pathway
Cellular component (GO): membrane
Molecular function (GO): transmembrane signaling receptor activity; protein binding
Source: RefSeq, a predicted model, not a curated record
CUCAACCUGUCCCACAACCUGCUCCCCCGCCUGCCCCCCGCCGCCUUCGCCCCCCUCCCCCGCCUCCUCCUCCUCGACCUGGCCCACAACUUGGUGGCCACGGUGGCCCCGGGGGCUUUCGGGGGGUUGGGGGCUUUGCUCACCUUGAACUUGAGCCACAAUCGUUUGACCCAUUUGCCCGAAGGCUCCUUUUCGGGUUUGGGCAACCUGACGGGGCUCCUGCUGGCCCACAACCCCUUGGCCACCCUCUCCCCCGCCGCCUUCUUGCCCUUGGCCAACCUGAGGUGGCUAGUGCUGCGGGGGGGCCGCUUGCCCGCCCUGGGGCCGGUGGCCGCCGCCGUGGGGCACUUGCCCAAUCUCCAGCUCUUGGAUCUUUGUGGCAACCGGCUCUCGGCCUUGGGCCCGGGGCCACCGCUCCCCCCGUCCCUGCUAGCCCUCCUCCUCUGCAACAACUCCCUGGGGGGGCUAGCGGGGGCCGGCCCUGGGCUACCACCCCCGGCCCUGGGGCUCCUGGAUCUCUCCUACAACAACAUCUCGCGAGCCUCCGCCUUCGCCCCGCUCCGUUUGGGCAACCUCAGCCGCCUCUUGGUGGCCGGCAACCCCCUGGACCCCCUGGGGCUACUGGAAGCCACCGACCUGCGGCCGCGCAGCCUGGACGUCUCGGGCUUGAGGCUGGAGGUGGCCCAGUUGGGCCAGUUCUGCCGGCGUUUGGGGGCCACCCCCCUGAGGAGCCUCCGGCUGCGCCGCAACGGCCUGCGCCACUUGCCCAACGGCUCGUUGGCCGCUUGCCCCCCGGCCACCACCUUGGACCUGACGGGCAACCGCUUGCGGCGAGUGGGUUGCCUGGGGGGGCUACUGGGAGCCGGUGGGGGGAGGGGGAAGCUGAGGGAGGUGGUGAUAGAGCACAACCUGCUGCGGUGGCCACCGCUCUGCUCGGGGUGGCCACCGUUGCCCGGGGUCCGCAACCUCUCCCUGCGCUUCAACCGCAUCGGGGGGUUGGGGCCGGGGGCUUUCGCCGAGACCCCCCGCCUGCGCCUCCUGCGCCUCGACCUCAACAGUUUGGCUCGGCUGGACCCCCGGGGGCUGCGGGGGCUACGGUGGCUACUGGAAUUACGGUUGGACAACAACCUCCUGACCGAUCUGCCCCCCGGCGCCUUCUCCCCGUUGCGGCGCCUCGAGACCCUCAACCUCCGCAACAACCGUCUCUCCGUCCUCUUCCCGGGGGUCCUGGGGGGGCUCCCCCACCUCCAGACCUUGGAUUUGGGGGGCAACAACCUGCGGCAUUUGGGGGGGAAGGCCUUGGGGGGGUUGGGGGGGUUACGGCGGCUCUACCUGGACAGGAACCGGUUGUUGGAGGUCAACGCCGAGACCUUCCAGCCCUUGGGGGUCUCCUUGGAGGUUUUGGACUUGGGGGGCAACGCUCUGCGCUACCGGAGCCAGCGCCUGGGCCAGCGCCCCCCCUUCCAGGCCCUGGGGCGACUGCGGCUACUGAAGCUCCAAGGUCAACGGCCCUUCGGGUUGCACAUCGUCCCCCAACGCCUCUUCCAGGGUCUCACCUCCCUCCGCUCCCUCUCCUUGGCCCAAAACGGGCUCUUGGCCAUCGCGGCCGACGCUUUCGAUGACUUGGGCCAGUUGGAAUUCCUGACGUUGGCCGACAGCGGCGGGGGAGGGGGCGACCUCCCGGCCGGGGUCUUCAAGAACUUGAGCGCCCUGCGCAGCCUGGACCUGGAGAACAUGGGGUUGAGGAGCCUGGGACCCCAAGUUUUCGGCAACCUCAGCCGUUUGGAGAUGCUCCUGUUGGCCCGCAACCAGCUGAGGGGGUUGGACAAGGGGGUGGCUACCGGGGGGCUACCGGCCCUGCGCUACCUGGACCUGAGGAAGUGUCCCCUCAGCUGCGCCUGCGACAACGCCUGGUUGCCCACCUGGUUGGAGAACGGCCCCGUCCAGGUGGUCUAUCUCUACAACUACACCUGCAGCGGGGGCAGCGGGGCCUACCUGCACAACUUCGACACCCGCGUUUGCUUCCUGGACCUGGGCCUCUACCUCUUCUCCGCCACCUCCCCGCUGGUGGCCCUGGCGCUGGCCCUGCCCCUGCUCUACCACCGGGGCUACUGGCGCCUGCGCUACCACCUCUACCUCCUGCGGGCCUGGGCCAACGGCCGCUGGCGCCCCGAGCGCCGCCGCUUCCUCUACGACACCUUCGUCUCCUACAACUCGGCCGACGAAGGUUGGGUCUUGGGGGAACUUGUCCCUCAACUGGAAGGAGAAGGUUCUUUACGCCUUUGUCUCCACCACCGGGAUUUCCGGCCGGGCAGGGCCAUCGUGGACAACAUCGUGGACGCCAUCUACAACAGCCGCAAGACGGUGUGCGUGGUGAGCAGGGGCUUCCUGCGCAGCGAGUGGUGCUCCCUGGAGAUGCAGUUGGCCACCUACCGCCUCUUCGAGGAGCUCAGGGACGUCCUGGUCCUGGUCUUCCUGGAGCCCCUGCCCGAGGCCGAGCUCAGCCUCUUCCACCGCGCGCGCCGCGUCCUCCUGCGACGCACCCACCUCCGCUGGCCACAGCACCCCCAGGAGAGACCCCUCUUCUGGGCCAAGCUCAUCCACACCUUGCGCGGCGGGGGCCGGGAGGAGGAGGAGGAGGAGGAGGAGGAAGGGGGGAGGAAGGUCACCAGAGGCACGAAGGUGUCACCCCCAGUGACAUCUUCCAGGGCGCUGGAAAAGUAA